Messenger RNA from Amoebophrya sp. A25, 3264 nucleotides. The record is from the annotation of a GenBank genome assembly. Lineage: Eukaryota; Dinophyceae; Syndiniales; Amoebophryaceae.
CAUGAACUUCUGAGUUUCAUUCACAUUCAUGAUCAACGAAGACGUUUGUUUGUUCAUGGUGAUUGAUGAUUCAAUAGAAUAGUUUUCCACUUCAAUAAACCAAAGAUGAGAGCACUUCCUCCUCCGCGUUGUCGUCGAAGAGACAUGAUUUGUUCUGGGACAAUGCUACACCUCCUCGUCUUGGGAUUGGCCACGCAGCACCUGGGCGUAUCAGAAGCCAAGCCGAACCCGAAAAGUGGUGGACCUUCCCCACAGGAUGUCUUGAUACAGCAAGUGAUCAACAUGGACGGGGAUAUGAGUGAUUGGGCAGCAAUGAACUUAAGCUUGUUUAUGUUUAUUCGGGUCUGUCUUCUCCAUCUAACAAGUUUAUUUCUUAACAGCAAACGAUGCGUAUGCGGUUGUGAAGCUGAAGAGUAUCUAGGCAAUCUGUGCGCGAUUACUUUGUAUUGUAUUGCGUUGCCCCUCUAACAUCUCGAACCAACGGAAUCGAAUUCUUGCGCAAACAACUGGUGACUGGACUCCAUUACGCGGUGAAAAAUCAUAAGAGCGACUAUGUGAAAGUCUACAUCGAAAAGGGACAGAGAGUGUGGGACCACUUUGACCUGAAAUCAUUGGAAAGCAGUGCAGGCGGUGGUAAGGCAGAGGGCGAUGCGUCGGGGGCCGCUAGUGUUAAGAUGUUACUUAAAUCACAUGUUAGAACUCACGAAGAUACUACGAAAUCGGAGUCAAAGGACAACAUGUUGUUGUAGCGAUUGUCGGGCGAUAAGAACUUUUUGAGAUUUGGACAAGGCAAUAAGAAAGACUAGAUGAAAUAGCAAGUAAGCGGAGUAGAAUACGAUGUGCCACGGUAUUUGUUUUCCCCAAGAUUACCUUGCAGUUUUUUCUUACAUGACUUUGACUACGUGCGCUUGAUGCAGUAGCUGAAACUUUCUUAGAGUCACGAGGUACUGAUUGUAGUAUAGCAUCUCCGUCGUGUCUAAUGCUUCGAGCCCCAAAAACGACGAUGAGGACGACGAUUCACCGAAUAAGGAUAUAUCAAAGGUGGACAAGACUGCGCGACUCAUUAAUCAAAGACACCCGGAUUUAAGACUUGUUCUGCAGAUAGUAACUCAACCUUCAUGCCAUUGAUUGUUUCUAUCCUCAUCGAUCUCGAUCACUUUCGAUUCUUCAAGACGAGGUUUAUUCUACUUGGAAACGAACAAUAUCAAUAUCUAUGGAAUUCCUCCACCUGCCUUUGUGUUUGUUUAUUCCUAGAAAAUCAUUGGCUCUUCGCAGACCCAGUAAUUGUGUUUGUGAGCUCCUGUCUCGUCUAAUACAUUCGCUGCAAUCUCCAUUGAUGCACGCAGUCUUGAGCGGGCGGGUAAAGACUGUCUCUAUGCUUCUCGACAAAGGCGCGGACGUCACCAUACCAGAGAAAGAUGGGUAAUUCUAGGAGGUCGGAAGAAAAGUUGUAGUAGAUGAAGGCGCAACAUUCCACCAGGAGCAUAAGCAUAUGUAUGAUCCAUAACAAUAACCCCCCUUAUAACUACAACGCGUACACAGUAUCAAAUAAAAUACCAUACAGUGAAGCAGCAAAGCCCUUCAGGUACACCCCAAUGCAUGGAGCGGCAUUUCAAGGUCGACCAGAGAUAGCACAGAAAUUGCUCGAUCACGACAUCCCGGCUAACGACGUCCAUUCGGACGGAUAUCAACCUAUCCAUAGAGCCUGUUGGGGACAGGAAACCAGACAUACGAAGACAGUUGAGGUAUUAGAUUUAGUCUAGGAGACGAGACGUCGUAGGUAUAGAUAAGAAGGCAGUUGGGGUAAAAAGCUUUUGUUUUUUUAGAUUUAGUAGACCUUUCAAAUUGUUUUUUUGUUUCUAGGUGCUUGUGAACCAAGGUGGGGUCCCUUGGAACCAGAAAGGGAAAGACGGCAAAACCUGCGCCGAUGUCACGUCGAACUCAGGAACAAAAAAGUUCCUCAAAAAAGCAGAAAAAGUAUGGCCCUGUUUGUUCCAAUGCGAUUCCACUUCACUUAUCUAUUAACGAGUGGCGCUCGCGCUUUUCGUGUGUUCUUUGGCACUGGUUCCAAGAGCUGCAGGAAAAGUUUCCGUCUGUAGGUCUUUUAGGAGCGGGCGCCUCUGAUUCUAGGAGCAGAAGCCCCCGACUCAUCUAGGAGCAGAAAAGUUUCCCACUCUAGGGAAAUCCCAUGCCUCGAAGAACCUCCAGCCGUCCUAGAGAGAAGACCCUCCCUAGGAAAUGAAUCAUCGUGAGCCCGUUCUAAGAAAGGAAGCAAACGAGCGUGCGAAAAAAGAGGCUAUUGAAAACGAAGGCAAUGCUAUUAGAGCGAAAUUAGAGGCGCAGCACGAGGAGCUCCACAAGAAUCUCAUGUUAUGGCUCCUGGCCAGGGCUUUCUUUAAAAUUUCUUGGCAGUCAACCAGCACUCGCUUCUGUAGGUCGUGUAGAAGACUAUCUUCCGUAUUCUGCGAGUAUACGUUGUUUUCGGACUAAGAAGAAGAACAAGUCCUCUCUUAGACGUUGUCGUGGGCUUUAGAAGUAGGAUCUCAACUUGCUCAAAUGUAGACGUAGAGGUCGAAGGAAGGACACUUAGCAGAAGUACAGGACGACAACAGAGGAAGAAGAAGAAGGAACAAAGAAGUAGAACCGUAACUAAUUAGCUAAUUAAAUCUUUUCAACUUUGCGAUUGGGUACACUACAACUACUACUCGACGAAUGAGGCCUGGCAAAUGCACUUCCUCUAACAUUCGGCCUGAGCGAGAAAGGUAUGACCGACGAGCAGAUCCGUGAGGCUAUGAUUGGGCAGGCCAGUGCAACAGCUGGCACAGCGGGCAAGUCUAAGGAUGACAGGUCUCAGGGUAAGGUGGAUGAUCUCUGAAAAGAUUACGUUUGUACUUCUUCAUCCUCGGAGUCGAGCAGGCCCCGGUGGGGCUCGCUGUGCAGGAUCCAUAGCCUAAUCUAACCAAGGACUAUGGUAAUCUUGUUCAGAUUUCUAAAUAGAGCAAAAUAUGGAUCUUUUCGUUUGAUAGUCUAUGUCUAGGACCGCCGUAGGCGUCCUCAACAGUAAUGUUGAGCCUGAACAACCUCUAGUAGAAUAUAUCGGAUACAACAGCAUGUUGGCAAAGCGAUGACCGUAGCACAUCAUAACACGUUUUUUUGGAAUCCUACUUGCUAAUGAUCACGCCCGCGCUUACUUUUACUUCUCGUUGUCUCGUUGAGUUUUUCUGUCUACGCGACAUGAGAAACCGUUGAAGUAUUCAAUAUACG